Molecule: messenger RNA, 366 nt
Organism: Brassicogethes aeneus
Lineage: Eukaryota; Metazoa; Arthropoda; Insecta; Coleoptera; Nitidulidae
Source: the annotation of a GenBank genome assembly
AUGCUGGACGCAUGGGCAAAUGUUCACCAUAAUAUGUCCGUUUCUCGCAGAGCCGUCAUCAUGCCUCACCUAUCAUCCCAGGUAAAAACCGUUUCAAAGGAUCAACCAGUAGGAGAGGUCCUUUUUGGGGAGAACCUAGGAGAAAAAGUAAAAGCAGCCAAGGCUUUAGAAAGAAAAAGCAUGGUAAUAAAAGCAUCAACGUCUAGGCCAGACAUUUUUUUACCCAAAUUCACGUCGAACAAAAUUAAACUCCAAAACACCUCUUCAAAAAACUUUAAAACCCCAAAGAACUUCCGGACAGAGAGUCGGUCGUCAAGGGGGCCAACCUCCAGUAGCAAGAAUCUGAAGAAGUACAGACAGACGUAG